This is a messenger RNA of Aspergillus fijiensis CBS 313.89, 540 nucleotides long. RefSeq lists its product as uncharacterized. The coding region runs from base 170 to 346 and encodes 58 amino acids. The record is from RefSeq and is a predicted model, not a curated record. Lineage: Eukaryota; Fungi; Ascomycota; Eurotiomycetes; Eurotiales; Aspergillaceae. The transcript has a single exon.
UAGAUGAGAACUGCACAUUCCUAGAAAGCCAGAAUCAGGCACCCACGAAUUGCAUGGACAAGAACAAAAGAGGCGAAUAUCAGGUGUGUCAAAGCCCAGUCAAAGACCACACGUAGACACAAUAGCCGGAGCUUAGGCGUCCUUCAGAAGAUCAGUAAGCUCGAUCCGCAUGUUCCCAGCUCAGCUCGCUAGCUCACUUCGCGUCGGUGCUCGUACAAUUCUGAUAAUCCACGUCUGUCCCUCGCUAUAUGUCAUUGUUCAAUGGGGCUUACUUGUUGCGACUCUCUUCACAAUGGAGACGAAAUCAUUUACUUCAUUAGAGGAAGCUCAAGGAGCCAGAACAUGACCCUGUGCUGGAAACCCCAACGAAUUCAAUGUCGCCGGCAAAGACGUGACGGACGGAUUGCUAGGAACUGAGAGCGCGGCGGGUUUUAGAACCACCGAGAUUCAUCCUUUGGGAGAUACUCAUACUUCAUUGCUGGGUGCAAGAUGUUCAGUAUCAAUUGGUAUGGACAAACUGGACAAACAAAAAUUGGUUGC